Molecule: messenger RNA, 1063 nt
Organism: Mesocricetus auratus (golden hamster)
Lineage: Eukaryota; Metazoa; Chordata; Mammalia; Rodentia; Cricetidae
Gene: Triap1
Product: TP53 regulated inhibitor of apoptosis 1
Exons: 2
Coding region: 1-231 (76 amino acids)
Source: RefSeq, a predicted model, not a curated record
AUGAACAGCGUCGGGGAGGCUUGCACUGACAUGAAGCGCGAGUACGACCAAUGCUUCAACCGCUGGUUUGCCGAGAAGUUCCUCAAAGGGGACGGCUCCGGGGACCCGUGCACCGACCUCUUCAAACGCUACCAACAGUGUGUCCAGAAAGCAAUAAAGGAGAAAGAGAUUCCUAUAGAAGGACUAGAGUUUAUGGGCCAUGGCAAAGAAAAGCCUGAGAACUCCUCUUGACCUGCCUGCCUGUCACUUGGAAGAUGUCAGUAAACUGAGAGGCCCCUGGAUUUUGUCAGCUGAGGCUGUGAAACUAGCCAAGGGAUUUGAGGAGUUUAAGAGGAGAGUUUCGUUUCUUCACUUUUGGUAUUCUCAUUUCUACAGAGCAGCUGUCACUUUUGCUUUGAGACAGUUUCACUUUUGCUGGCAUCUUGCAGGAAUUCCAUGUGCAACGAUGGAAAAGCUUCUUGGGGUUUUGGUUACAAGACAUGGUUUGCAAUCAGCUUUAACUAGUCCUUGGAUGCAAAUAAUGAUGAACUGGUUAUGAUCACGGUUGUGGGGCAGCUUCUGCUGCAGAGGAACUACAUGGGAGUUAUUGUUCAUGCGCACAGUUGGUCAGGACCUCUUUUUCCUCUCAGGGAGCUGAUGCUCUGAAAAGGGAUCCGGACACAACAGUUUCAAUCACUGUUUGGGAACAUGAUUGUAAUUUUAUAGUGACAGUUACAAAUGCUGGCGGCCUGGGUGGCUAAGUAGAAGACAGCUUUACUCGGCUCCCGUCUUAAUAAGGCGUCAAUUAACAUGUGAAAGCUUCAGUGACAUAAAGGUCACUUUGGAGCUCACAGCGCCAGCUCACAGCUGCAGCACCUGGAGUGGCUGUGGAACAAUCACCUAGAUCACAGCUUUGCUGCUGCCAACUUUCAGCUCCAUGAGUUAAUGGCGAUCUGCAUAUCAUAUAACAGGCAGAAUGAACUUGUCUGGCUGAGUGGGGGAAAGGUGCUCAUUUAUCUGUUAGCCUACCAUGCCCUAAGUCUGUAAUCAUGAAAAUGGAAUAAAUUCUACAAUUCAGCUUUUA